AUGCACCUGUACAAACGAGCGGUGUAUGCGUGGAACGCUGUAGAUGUGGAGAUUAACGGACAACUGCAGCACGGCUACGUCAUCGGCUUGAAAGAAUACGACAACGAUCCCCCGUACCUGAUGAUCGAUUUCAGAUGGCCAGUCCAGCAGGUGGUUCUGGUUCCCUACGGGAGGAUCUGGAGCUGCUCCACCACUCAGUCGAGUAGCCCCGGCACGGGAGCCGAUGUGGAGGUGCUGCUGCGUGACGGCCAGAACAACCUGUGGAAAUGGUACCCCGGGAGAAUGCUGAUUCCGUGCUUCCAAGAGCUGGAUAAGGUGGCGUUGGUGGAGGUGAUGAUAGGCGGGCAGUGUCGUCGCAAACUAAUUCCCGGCCAACAAAUUCGGGUUUGUUCGGGAGACGGUAUCAAGCCAGGACUUCUUUCAGCGGGACAUUUCAUCAAGCAGAUGUGCAGUGUACCGAAUGGCUACUGGAUUAUGAAACCGUCCUGGUCGGCAUGGCUGCUACGACGAGUUGAGCGAGAGCACAAUCUGCGAUUUUUUAAAAUUCUCGGCCGGAUGAUGCACUAUGUUCGGGGUAGCCAGGGGCCGUCUUUGACGGAUGAACAUCUGGCGGUUGUGUUCGAAAGAGAGAGAAAGUCUAGAACAGCCCGUUCCUACCUUUUGCGUUCUGCCGACAACGGCGAGCUGGAUGGCGAACCCAAGCCACAGGAAUCGUCGAGUGUCGGUGAAGGUGCUUUGGCACUGCCUUUGCCCGUGUUGAAGAAGAUCUUCUACUCACUGGACACCGUUGAGCGACAGGGCUGCCGACGCACCUGUCAACUGUGGGAGCCAUUCUCACCUCGGCGGAGUUAUGCAGCGAGGUUCGUGUGUCGCGACCAGAUCCUACCUCUCCCUGUCCAGGAACGCGGGAUCGUAUUUACGCCACGUAUGCCUGCAUCUUCAAGCACAUCACGUCCGCCAUCCGCACCGUCGGUAUACGUUACGCGGACACGUCCUACUUUGAUCGCCCCGCCGCGGAAUGUGCCGAUGAAACGCUGGAUAUAA
Paramacrobiotus metropolitanus is the source of this 1044-nucleotide messenger RNA. RefSeq lists its product as uncharacterized. The transcript is spliced from 2 exons. NCBI's taxonomy places the organism in Eukaryota, Metazoa, Tardigrada, Eutardigrada, Parachela, Macrobiotidae. The record is from RefSeq and is a predicted model, not a curated record. The coding region runs from base 1 to 1044 and encodes 347 amino acids.